CUCUCCCGACCCACAAAUUGUUGUUGGGGAGGCCGUUCUUAAUGACGAUCUUCCUAUUUUGUUACCCAACUCGCUGAGCGAGGGCGGAACAAAGUAAACGUGCUACCCCGGCAAAAGUGUUUGACAUCAGGGACAACAUUUCCGACAUGGGAUACUCUGGGGAGUCUGGGUAUAAAAAGAAAAGGUCGAAGAACCUGACAGUGCAGUUUCAUCCAGGAUCAUCAUGCUGGAGGACGGUUCAUGUUCCAACCAUGAGUCCCAAGAGGAUACAAUCGUGGCAAAGGCCAUCGGUCGCAUUGGUCGAUGGCAAUUGGAAAAGACCAUCUUAUUGGCGUUUUGCUUCACGCCGCUGGCUUGGCAUUUUAUGGCUUACCCUUUGAUAUCCAGGGGUAACGAUUACUGGUGUCUCUCGCCCUUCAGUGACGACGGCUCAGACUUUAGUGACGACCAAUGCUUCCUCCAGACACACAUCAAUGAUACUCUUGAAGAAGUUCCUUGUCAAUCUUGGGAGUUUGAUCACAGAUCUACUAUCACAAUCCAAGAGGACUUUCAACUCGUAUGUCAAUUCGAGCACUUCUUGGCUCUUCGACAAAUUCUUUUCUUUAGUGGCAUGCUUCUCGGAUGUCUUACCACUGGAUAUCUCUCAGAUUUACUUGGGAGGAAAACGACAAUGUUAGCUCUUAUGGGUGUUUGGAGCUUGACUUCUAUCCUUCAUAUUUUUGCGUACGACUUCAGAUUAUUCUUGGUGCUUCAAUUCAUUCUGGCAUUCACUUGCAACUCUGCUUGGACAACGUCGUGGAUUUGGACCAUGGAAGUUGUCAACGGAAAAUGGAGAACCAUUUUGGGUUGUGGAACAUUCUUAUUCUGGGGGAUUGGCUACAUCACCUUACCCGGGAUUGUCUGGCUAUUUCCUAAUUGGAGAAAUGCAUGGGCUGCGAUGUCUCUGCCGACGCUAUUAUUUGCCGUCUACUAUUUCAUAAUUCCGGAGAGCCCCAUGUGGCUUAUAUGCAAUGGACGGGAACAUGAAGCCAAAGCUAUUCUUCGGGAUGCAGCAAAACGAAACGGAAUAGAGCCACUCACCAACGCUCAAUGGAACAAAAUAAUGGAGGCCAGUGCUUUGGGAAGUCAAUCUGAUGUCAGUUCAUCAACAGGCUUUACCUCUCUGGUCAAGACUCCAAAUCUGCGAAAACGGUCGCUAAUUCUCUUUAUCAGUUGGUUUGUUUGUUCUUUAACCUAUUACGGGCUGUCGUUGAACUCCAAUGGCAUUGGCGAGGAUCCUUUCCUGACCUUUACCCUCUUUGGCGCCAUUGAGAUUCCAGCCAUUCUUGUGUCCGUGGUCAGUCUGCUGACUGCUGGGAGACGUCUCCCAUUGAUCUUUCUCCUCUUUGGAUCUGGAAUUUGCUGCACAUGUGCCGCUGUCGUCCCGGCUGGCAUAUUCCCUGGCAAUUGGCCCACAAUUCUUUUGGCUAUAGGGGGAAAGUUCUGUAUCACUUGUUGUUUCCACAUCCUCUUUGUGUACUCCUCAGAGAUUUACGCCACAACUGCACGAAACACGGGUGUUGGGUGUUGUUCCGUGUUCGCCCGGGCAGGAGGAAUGGUUGCUCCUUUCGUGGAACAACUCAGAACUGUCAACCCAUACUUACCGAUCGCAGUCUUUGGCAUCAGUGCUUGCUUCGCGGCCCUCUUGAGCUCAUUUAUGCCAGAAACCAAAGGCAGAAAACUCCCAGAGACCGUGGAAGAGAGCGAGGAAUUUGGAUCCGAUGACACGCUUUGGAGUAGCAUCUUUCCGUCCUCAAGACAGAACAGUUUCAUCAAUUGUGAACAAGAAAGUUCACCUGAUUCGACAAAACCUCCAACAACGCCAAAUCCAAAAAGUCCUGAGACAUGCUCAAGAAAAGACGCAUAUUUUCAUUUUGACUAACAUUUGUUCAACUUUGCUACGUCAUAUCCGAGUAUUUAAAAGCCACACCUAUAUAUUUUGAAUUCUUAUCAAUUGUCACUAGUGCCUUAUAAAAAUAAACGCAAAUUUUACGCA
This is a messenger RNA of Tigriopus californicus, 2035 nucleotides long. Its product is annotated as organic cation transporter protein-like. The record is from RefSeq and is a predicted model, not a curated record. The transcript has a single exon. Gene Ontology annotation, cellular component: membrane. Gene Ontology annotation, biological process: transmembrane transport. Bases 224 to 1921 code for a protein of 565 amino acids. NCBI's taxonomy places the organism in Eukaryota, Metazoa, Arthropoda, Copepoda, Harpacticoida, Harpacticidae. Gene Ontology annotation, molecular function: transmembrane transporter activity.